ACCAUCGUCUUGCCCCCGACACCACAAACAUCCCCCAAGCAAAGCUACAGAAGCAAACGGAACGAAGAAGAACAAGACCCGUUUACAAACGAAUCUUCCCGUUACUCCAGAAUUCCUUUAUCCUCUUCGUUUCUGCCAUUGAAAUGGCCUUGAAAGCUCCACCAAUCGCUGGGCUAUUUCCUUCUCUCCGACCUUCCGCUUCUUCGUCGUCUCCUUCGACUUCCAAUCGGCCCUGUGCUCUCAGGGUUUUGCCCCUCAAAUCAUCAUUCCUCGGAAACUAUGGGGGAUCUUUGCGAGUUAAUGAGCUCAGAUUAGCUUGUUCUAAUAGACUGAGGUGCAAUGGUCAUGGCACGGGCGCCCUUGGUUCUAGAAUGAAUCUUUUUGAACGAUUUUCUAGAGUAGUCAAGUCAUAUGCAAAUGCACUCAUAAGCUCCUUUGAAGACCCAGAGAAGAUCCUUGAACAAACUGUCAUCGAAAUGAAUAAUGAUUUGAUAAAGAUGCGUCAAGCCACUGCACAGGUUUUAGCAUCCCAAAAGCAGUUGGAAAACAAAUAUAAAGCUGCCCAGCAAGCCUCUGAAGAUUGGUACAAACGGGCACAACUUGCUCUUGCUAAAGGAGAUGAGGAUCUUGCGCGUGAAGCCCUUAAACGAAGAAAGUCUUAUGCCGAUAAUGCUAGUGCUCUGAAAGCUCAGCUAGAUCAACAAAAAGGUGUUGUCGACAAUCUUGUUUCAAAUACACGGCUAUUGGAAAGCAAGAUACAGGAAGCAAAAGCAAAGAAAGAUACUCUCCUUGCACGUGCUCGGACAGCUAAGACUGCCACCAAAGUGCAAGAGAUGAUUGGAACAGUGAACACAAGUGGCGCUCUCUCAGCUUUCGAGAAAAUGGAGGAGAAAGUGAUGGCUAUGGAGUCUGAAGCAGAUGCUCUUAAUCAACUAUCGACCGAUGAACUCGAGGGAAAGUUUCAAAUGUUGGAAACCUCUUCUGUGGAUGAUGAUCUUGCCAACUUGAAGAAAGAACUUUCCGGCAGCUCAAAGAAAGGAGAGCUUCCUCCCGGGAGAAGUGCGGUGGCAGCGAGCACACGAUUGCCACCGUUCCAGGACGCCGAGAUCGAGAAAGAGUUGAACGAGCUGCGAAGGCGAGCUAACGAGUAGUAGUAGUGUCCUCGGCCACCACUCUUCUUCUUCGGGGGACCUUACUCUUUGGUAUGUUUCAUGUAUUCUGCCUUUUUACAACACUCUUCUUUACAAGCACUUGUUUGCUUGUGUAAAGUAUUUUAUGAUAUUGAAUGUCUGGUAAUUAAAGUAUCUAGGAAUUUAAUCUCUUGUUUCAUUUCA
Messenger RNA from Tarenaya hassleriana, 1334 nucleotides. RefSeq names its product membrane-associated protein VIPP1, chloroplastic. Gene Ontology annotation, biological process: thylakoid membrane organization. Lineage: Eukaryota; Viridiplantae; Streptophyta; Magnoliopsida; Brassicales; Cleomaceae. Bases 144 to 1151 code for a protein of 335 amino acids. The transcript has 11 exons. The record is from RefSeq and is a predicted model, not a curated record. Gene Ontology annotation, cellular component: chloroplast.